AUUCUAAAGAUAUACUGUCAUUGAUAUCGCGUGUCGCGUGCGACUAAUAUCGCGCUUGUGUGUGGAACCAUUAGACAUAUACCUAUUUCACUUUAAGUUUCAAAAGUGUAUAUUGGUUCAGUCACAGAAAAUCAGACCUUCAGGCCAUGAUGCCGACGAAUAUUAUUGAAUUGAAAAAAGACACAGAGGGCAAAAAUAAAGAUAAAAUCUAUUGUACGUUUUGUCCUUCAAAAAUACUCAAUGCUGGAGCUGCUAAAUUAAUAAACAUGGAUUUUGCAUUACCUUAUAUCCAUAGCAAAGCAGAGGACAAAGCUAAUCAAUCAGAAACAAUUUCUGCUUACUGGUUAAUAGAAGAUAUAUAUACUUUCGAAAAUAUUGGUUUGUCACACACAGUAGGCAAUGUCAAGUACCUAGCUUGUGCCGAUUGUGAGAGAGGUCCAGUAGGAUGGUUUGAUUUGUCCACUAAAAAGUCAUACAUUGCAUCAUGUAGAGUAAAAUAUGAAUGAACAGAGAUAAGAGCUUAUUAAUAAAAUAGUUUUAUUAUUUUCUAUAAUAUACAUA
Molecule: messenger RNA, 561 nt
Organism: Acromyrmex echinatior (Panamanian leafcutter ant)
Lineage: Eukaryota; Metazoa; Arthropoda; Insecta; Hymenoptera; Formicidae
Gene: strat
Product: RAB interacting factor STRAT
Biological process (GO): small GTPase-mediated signal transduction; post-Golgi vesicle-mediated transport
Cellular component (GO): membrane; cytosol
Molecular function (GO): zinc ion binding; guanyl-nucleotide exchange factor activity
Source: RefSeq, a predicted model, not a curated record